UUUUUCAAAUAAAAGAAAAGCUUUAAACUUUAAAAUAUUAUUCAACAACAAAAAAGUUUUAGCAAUUUUUUAUUAACAAUGAGUUUAGUUAUAUUAACAAUAGUAUUGCUGUCUAUAGUUGGCACCCAAGCCAACAGUCCGUACAGUAAUCCCUGGUUUAAGGACAACCGGUCAGUGGUCGUACAUCUAAUGGAAUGGCGUUACGAUGAGAUCGCUAAAGAAUGUGAGAUAUUUCUCGGUAAAUAUGGUUUCGGUGCCGUUCAGGUGUCACCUGUAGCCGAAUGCGCUGUCUUACCUAACCGACCAUGGUGGGAACGGUAUCAACCCAUUACAUAUCAAAUUGCUGGCAGAAGUGGUAAUGAGCAACAGUUUGCUGAAAUGGUUCAUAGAUGUAACAAAGUCGGUGUUCGCAUAUAUGUAGACAUUGUUCUCAACCAUAUGUCUAUGUUUAACGUUGCCGGAAAGGGAACGGCUGGAAGUGAGUUCAAUGGCAAAGACUUCAAAUAUCCAUUCUUCAGUUAUAAUGACUUUCAUAGUCACGACUCACAACCAAAAUGUAAUACUGAUAGUCUCGAUAUUAGUAAUUAUGACGAUCCGGAUGAGGCACGUAAUUGCCAAUUGGGUGGACUCAGGGAUCUGAAUCAGGCAAAACCGUAUGUCCAGGAAAAGCAGGCCGAGUUCCUCAACAAACUGAUCGACAUCGGUGUCGCCGGUUUUCGAUCGGACGCAUCCAAACAUCAGUGGCCUAAAGAUAUUGCCGCCAUUCAGUCGCGUCUUCACAAUCUGAACACCUCUUACUUUGCUGCCAAUAGUAAGCCAUUCUUCUAUCACGAAUACAUCGGCGGCGAUAAAAUUAAAGCCACAGAAUAUACGCCAUUGGGUCGAGUAAUUGAAUUUAAAAACUUCCAGAAUAUGGGAGAAGUUUUCCGCAAAAAGAAUAAUCAAAAACUGAAAUAUCUGAAGAACUACGGACCGGGUACUGGUAAAGAUGGUUGGGGUUUAUUACCAUCGGAUGACUCAUUCAUUAUGGUUGACAGUCAUGACUUGCAAAGAGGACACACCGGCACUCUUGACAUCACCAUUACGUUCUUUGAGUCAACACUGUUGAAGAUGGCCACUGCAUUUAUGUUGGCCUGGCCAUACUCUAUACCGAGGAUUAUGAGCUCAUAUAUGUGGCCCAGACAUAUUGUCGAGGAUAAAGACCAUCAUUUAGUCGACACCAAUGAUUGGUACGGACCACCUCAUGACGACAAGUGGGACAUAGUUCCAGUCAAACGACUCGACUCAUUGGCCUGCGAUCGUCAGACAUGGAUCUGUGAGCACCGAUGGCGACAAAUCUAUAAUAUGGUUAACUUCCGAAACGUUGCCGGUUUUGAACCAAUUGGCAACUGGAGAGACAACGAUAAUAAUCAAAUUGCGUUUAGUCGCGGCUCUAAAGCGUUCAUUGCCAUCAACAACGAUGACAAACCACUUGAUUGGAAAGCCGUCCAAACGGGUCUUCCCGCCGGAACUUAUUGUGAUAUCAUUUUAGGCAAUUUAAUCGAUAACAAAUGCACGAAUCGAACAAUUGUUGUCAACUCCAAGGGAGAGGCAGAUAUUUUUGUCAAUAACUGGCCAAAAGUGGACGACCCCAUCAUUGCAACACAUAUUGAAGCUAAAUUAAAAUAAUUUAUUGUUAGAUAAGAUAAAAUUAAAUUUUAGGCUAAUUAUA
Messenger RNA from Oppia nitens, 1711 nucleotides. RefSeq names its product alpha-amylase-like. The transcript is spliced from 3 exons. The coding region runs from base 79 to 1668 and encodes 529 amino acids. Gene Ontology annotation, molecular function: alpha-amylase activity; cation binding. The record is from RefSeq and is a predicted model, not a curated record. Lineage: Eukaryota; Metazoa; Arthropoda; Arachnida; Sarcoptiformes; Oppiidae. Gene Ontology annotation, biological process: carbohydrate metabolic process.